AUGCCAUCUGUACUAACAUUAUUGAUGGUAAUGAUGAUGAUAAUAUAUGAUGGUGUGGAAGUAGUGGAAUGUUUAGAAAUGUAUGAAACCGAUCCGGAAAUUGAUGAUCGAGAAAUUCGAAAAUUGUGUAGUCUUAAUCCCAACUUUGACAUUUGCCUUGAACGUAUUAUGGAGAAACUGAAAUCGAGCUAUACAAAUUUUGGGCGAUCAUAUUCUACCAUUUCAGAACUUGAACCACAUCUGAACGAAAAACGGAAAAGCGCAUAUAUGAGAUUUGGGAAACGUUAUGUAGACUCCAAUGAUGACAUAAAGAGAAAGUCAGCAUACAUGCGGUAA
This is a messenger RNA of Cercopithifilaria johnstoni, 336 nucleotides long. The record is from the annotation of a GenBank genome assembly. Lineage: Eukaryota; Metazoa; Nematoda; Chromadorea; Rhabditida; Onchocercidae.